AUGGGCACGUGGUGUCCAUUGCCCCUGCGACACCUGUCAAACACUGCGUCACUUACGGGGCACCACAGAGUUCAUGCUGUUGGCGGACGAGGGGUGGUCAGAAGCUCAGCAAGCAAAGCGGACAGUUCCCCCAGCGCAAAAGGCCUUCUCGACGAUCUGAGGAAGGAAGUUGAUGCGAGAGACACCGUGCCCCUUCAGGAGGUUGCAGGCGGUGUGGUGUGCUUGGGCAAGUUCGAUGCGUUGCACCUGGGCCACCGCGCGUUAGCGGAGCGUGCAGCCACAAUUGGGCACAUGUUCAUGCUGUCCUUCAGCAACAUGGCGGCCGUACUUGGGUGGGAACCCAGGCUGCCCCUGGUGGCCUCCUGCCACCGCCCCGCUGUACUGCGCCAGUGGGCGUCCGUGUGUGGCGGCAUCGCCCCCCGGGAGGUGCUCCUCGACUUUCGCAGUGUGCGCAGCCUGUCCCCUGCCGCGUUCGUGGACCUGCUCGCAGACCAGCUGGCCGUCAAGGGGAUCGUCGCAGGCGACAACUACCGCUUUGGCUACAAGGCUGCGGGUGACGCGGCGCAGCUGCAGUCACUGGGCGCAGCGCGCGGCUUGGCGGUGGCCAUCGUGGGCAGCGUGCAGGACUGCGGGCCGGCCUGCGCGCCCGGGGGGAUCCCCCUUGCGGACCGCAAGAUCUCGUCCACGCGCGUGCGAGAAGCGCUGCAGAGGGGCGACCUGCAGUGCGUGGAGCAGCUGCUGGGGCGGCGCCACCAGCUGGCCGUGGGCCUUCCAGGUUCUUCUGUCAAUAUAGCAAGCUACGCCCACCUAAAACUCCCAAGGUUGAACUUUCUGAACGAACCACCGUGCUUAGGCACGUAUGAGGCGCUCCUAAGCAUCAUCGCAACGGGUCGGCCUCAACAGCAGAUUAGCAGAAGGAAUGAGAACGGACUCACUCAAGAGUCAGACGGGUUGGACGGACUGGAACUAGGGCUUGCUCGGGUGCGCAUAGAUGUAGAAAAUCUUGGAAUUGACUUCCAUGAUGUUGGUAAGGUUGAGCAAUUAGAACAUCGAAUACGAACAUCAUCGGCCCCCCAGCUUCUCAGUCUUGAGUUCGUAAGUGACCAACGUUGAAUUAAACGUGGUCGCGCACUGAGAUCCGACGUUUGGACGGCUUGCCAGGCAAUUUGCAACUCCAUUGUGGCACAAUGUAAGUGGGGUGCGGCGCCCGGGCCAGGCUGAUUUCAUCCGGC
Klebsormidium nitens is the source of this 1232-nucleotide messenger RNA. Lineage: Eukaryota; Viridiplantae; Streptophyta; Klebsormidiophyceae; Klebsormidiales; Klebsormidiaceae. The record is from the annotation of a GenBank genome assembly.